ACGCCUUGCCAUUCUGCACGUAAAAUGGUUUCCACUCGGAAUUAGUUAAUGGAGAAGAAUUUUGGCUACUUUUGCUGAAGGGGUUUGCUUUGCUUGCAAGGUCGUUCAGAAUAAGCUCCCUGAACUUUGAACCGUAUCUGCAAAGUGAGAUAAACAAGAGCUGUAUAAAUACCACAGCCCUUUUCCCCACACUGCUUUCUUCUGCAGCGGAGUGGAGCAGAGCUGCCAAGGAGCGGGGAGGGGGGAGGAAAGGAUAAAGCCCAGCCAUGUGGGCAGGGCUGGGGCUAGUUCUGGCUCUCUGCCUCCUCCCAGGAGGAGGGGCAGAGACCCAGAACUGCAAGGAGCCCCCAGAAUGGCAUAUUGGGGAGGAGAACCCCAUGCUGAACUCUAGGGGCUCAGUGACAGUGGUGGCUCUCCUCCAAGCUAGCUGAUACUUGUGCCUGCUGCAGGCUUCCAGACUGGAGGACCUGCGAGUGAAGUUGGAGAAUGAAGGGCUGGUCAAUAUCUCGUAUGUGGUUGUCAACCAUCAGGGAGCUCAUUCCCAGAGGAAAUUCCACCUACUGAAGGAAAGUGUUUCAGACUACAUUACUGUCUACCAGCAAGAUGAACAGCAACCUGAUGUCUGGACUACCUUAAAUGGAAGCAAAGACGACUUUCUCAUUUAUGACAGAUGUGGCCGUCUGGUGUAUCACCUGGGCCUGCCCUACUCCUUCCUGUCUUUCCAGUAUGUAGAAGAAUCGAUUAAGGUUGCCUACUGUGAAAGCAAGUGCGGGAACUGCUCUUACACGGAACCCGAUAUUGAUGGUGUAUGUGAGAACAUCACUAAAAGUGUGGAUGAAAAGCUGGCGGAGAUAGAACCCAAACCAUCUGGUCACCAUUCACACCACCACCGUGGGCACGGGCACGGGCACGGGCAGGGGCACAGGCACCGGCACCACCACCACCGCGGGGGCAGUCGUCAUUCCAAAAAUGAGGACCAUCAGGCUUCUUCUGAAAGUCAUAGACACCACCCUCACAGCGGUCGGCGUCACAGAGUUUUCGGUCAUAGCAGACACGAUCAGGCAGGUAGUCAGGAACAGGUAGACCCCGCUCCUCCAGGAGAAAGUGUGGAAAUUCCACAAGAUAAAAGGCUGUGAAAAAAAGGGAAAACCAGCUGUAAAAACCAGCUAACUUGAAAUUGGCAGACAGCAUCAGACUCCGCUUUGAGUAGCUGAUGCUGUCAUUGCCGACACCUUUUGUUUGAGGAGCUGGGAAACUCUGUCACUUGACAGUGUCGUGGAGCACUUCCAAACUCCUGCAGGUGACACGGGCAGCUGUCAGCAGAGGACAUCACUGAAUCUUGACAGUGACGUCUGCUCACUGCUGCCUGACAGUCACCGGCAGCAGGAGCCAGUGAAGCCAGCGACACCUGACAGUGAGAGGAGAAGGCAAGAAACUGAGCCUGAGAAACAAACUAAGCACCUUGAAAAAUGCAAGGGAGUCCUGCUGCCUAAAUUCGUACAGUUGUGAGAGUGGAAAAAUGAACAGAUAAAGCGUUUUCAUUGCCCCCAAUUAAAAAUUACACUACGACAGGUGUGUAGAGUUAAAAUAUUGAAGAAGAAUUAAAGAGCAGCGCUCAUACAAUUACGCAACACCUGCCAAAUUCCAUCAGUGAAAAGCUUCAUAAUUUAGAGGAAUUUAAUUGACCUGCAGUUUGUUUUUCAGUCGCACAGGGAAGGUGUCUGCAUUCUUGAUUAAUUUGUCUGUCUUGUUUCUCUUCUAAACGUUCUGCUUGCAUUUGUGAGGGCAGGAGCGUAAACUAUGACCUAGGGGCUCCUGUCUGAUGUUUUGCAAUCAGGAACAGAAGAUAACCAAAGCAGAUAUUUUAAUCAUCUUUAUUAAGAAGAUGGACUACAUUCAGAAGUUGUGUUAUUUUUUUGUUGUUGUUUUUCUCUUAACUUGGGGAUACAGAUUAUUUACAAGAACAGUUUAUUCCUAAGCAACGUGUGAAAAUAACUUUUUAUCUCAAAUGUAAGAUACAAACAGUAAUUGCAUUAUUUUAAAGUAACAGAUUAAAUGCUUAACUUUUGUCAUUUAGAUAUGGUAUCAGGGUCCAUUAAUACAUACUACUACAGCUUGUAAAAUCCCACUAAAUCAGUAAGAUGGUGCCUAAAGUGAGACGAAGCAUUAACAACUCUUUGUGCAAAAUCAGUAUCAAGAGGAGGGAGGGGCAGAACAAAUUUAAUCUCGGUUUAAUGUCUGUCUUUGUAACAGUGCUGAAUUUGAUAAAUCUGUAUUGAUUAGUGAGGUAAUAUACACCACUUAAACUUCAGUAACUUCACUGUCUGUAGCUUAGCAUUCCUAACCUUUGAGUAACUGAGCUGAAGUAAAAAUGUAGUUGUUCGAAGGAUUCUUGGACGAAGAACAGACUAUUCAAGAAAGGGAAACUGCUUUGAAAGCAUACACCAUAAUUAAUGAUGGUUUAAUAGGGAAAUAUUUACUCCUACGAAACCUGAAUCCUUUUAUUGUGAAUGCUGAUUAGCAAGGAAGUAGCCCUGAAUAUACACAGAAUGCAUGCCUUCGGAAUAUCUGACAAGAGUGUUUUCAAUAAAAAAUAUUCUGUA
Messenger RNA from Calidris pugnax (ruff), 2603 nucleotides. RefSeq names its product selenoprotein P, plasma, 1 (gene SELENOP). Gene Ontology annotation, cellular component: extracellular region. Gene Ontology annotation, molecular function: selenium binding. The record is from RefSeq and is a predicted model, not a curated record. NCBI's taxonomy places the organism in Eukaryota, Metazoa, Chordata, Aves, Charadriiformes, Scolopacidae. The transcript is spliced from 5 exons. Gene Ontology annotation, biological process: selenium compound metabolic process.